CUUUUUUGAACGUCCCAGAGACGGUCUGUGUUGACCAGGAGGAAUUGGCACUGAAAAUGUGUGGCAAGUACACAUUUGGUCAGCCUGUGGCAGGAACAGUUUCUAUGUCAUUGUGUCGGAAAACCUGGUCCGAUGAUGCACAGACCUGCUCUGUGGUGUCCCUAGAGAUGGAUGCAACUGGCUGUGCCUCUAAUGCAUUCAAGAUGGCGCCGUUAAUGGAAGCCGACGAUUAUCCACAUGAGUUGACAUUCAAUGCCACUGUGACUGAGGAGGGCACUGUCCGUCCCCUCCGGGCCGCGAACUUGCCUCGUCAACACAUCGGUUCGGCAGUGGGAGGCACAAUCAAAUUCACUCGUUACGAUGGCAUCCCCUUUGCUUCCAAAACUGUGUAUCUGUUUAAAGGUCCAGAACGGAGAGCAGAACUCCUUCAGACCCUCACCACAGACUCUGAUGGAGUGGCCCAGUUCUCUCUCAACACUAAUACUAUCAAUGGAAACUUUAAGCUCAUCGCGGAAAACAGCUCUCUGGUCAUUGAUCCUGUCAGGGACCGUUUCCCCUGUGACACGGAGACCCCCAUCCCCAUCACAUACACCUUCGCUGGGGAGACCUUCAACAUGGACUCUCUGGACAUCAUGUUUGUGGUUUUCGCUAAAGGAGAGAUUGUCCAGCAUGUCGUCAUGCAGGUUCCAGUGAGCAAUGGGCAGCCGGUCAUCAAGGGGAAAGGGUCCUUCAACUUAUCUGUGCAGCCAGAGAUGGCGCCCUCUGUGCAGGUGUUGGUGUACUGCGUCUUACCCAGCAACAAGACACUCAUGGCUGACAGCAGAGUUUUCUCCACUGAGAAGUGCUUCAGAAACAAGGUGUCUGUGCAGCUCUCGUCCCCUACGGCCGUCCCAGGGGAGAGGAGCUCCCUGCAGCUGUCUGCCCAGCCGGGCUCUCUCUGUGGCCUCAGCAUGGUGGACCAGAGCGUCUUCAUCCUGGCUCCCGGGAAACAGCAGGAUGCUCACAAGAGAUUGGGACUAAAGGCCAUUACUAACAUGGCUGUAGACAAAGCCAAGUGCAAAGAGCUAAUGAGGAAACUACAGGGGGCAGGUACCAUAGGCCCACUGCCUGCCCCCAUGAGAGUUGGUGCUUAUGCGGCCUCUUCAAGUUACCAGGGUGGCUCAGGAUACAUUGAGGCCAAAAUAGAAGCUUCUAACCACAGUGAUGCAGACACCCGAGGGGCCACGGGUAGCAGGCCUGAGGGGACCCAGCCACAUGCCUCUGCAGCCACGCCAGAGGGUAUCCGGCCUGAGGGGACCCAGCCACAUGCCUCUGCAGCCACGCCAGAGGGUAUCCGGCCUGAGGGGACCCAGCCGCAUGCCUCUGCAGCCACGCCAGAGGGUAUCCGGCCUGAGGGGGACCACCAGCCGCAGACCUCUGUAGCCAGGCCAGAGGGUGCCGGACCUGAGGGGACCCAGCCACCGACUCCUGCCGCCACGCCAGGGGGUGUGCGGCCCAGCGUGGACGAGCUGCAGACCUCUGCAGCCAUGCCAGGGGGUGUUCGGCCCAGGGAGGCCCAUCCGCAGACCCCUGCAGCCAUGCGAGGGGCCACGGGCAUUCGGUCUGAGGUGACCCGGCAACAGACACCUGAGUUGUUGGGAGCUGGGGCUGGGGUGCCCCCAGUUACACGUUUGGCGGGAGAAAACGGUGUGCCAGGACACUGUGGUGCCGCACCGAAAUCCCGCAGGCCAGGCUGGCCUGUGCCAGCCAGGGAGCACAGAGGUGGUUUCGCUGUGAACGAGGCGGAGGAGGAGGAGGAGGCGGAGGCGGAGGCGGAGGAAGAAUUGAAGGAUGCCAAUGAUGUAUCUGAAGCAGCUGAUGCUGAAUCUGCUGGCGUGACGGUCCGCACAGUCUUCCCAGAAACAUGGCUCUGGACCCUGGAGGAGGUGGGAGAGCCUGGAACCACGCAGGUCCCCAUCACUGUCCCCGACACCAUCACCAGCUGGGAGACGGAGGCCUUCUGCCUGCACCCCCAGGGCUUUGGUCUCGCUCCGUCAGUCAAGCUCACCGUUUUCCAGCCCUUCUUCCUGGAGCUGUCCCUGCCAUACUCCAUCAUACGGGGAGAGACCUUCCAGCUCAAAGCCACCGUCUUCAACUACCUGCCCAAGUGCAUCAUGGUGAUAGUGACUCCAGCCCCCUCAUCAGACUUCAGUCUGAGCCCCUCUGCUGAUGGCCAGUACUCCUCCUGUCUGUGUGCCAACGGCAGGAAGACCUUCAGCUGGACACUGGUGCCCUCCACGCUCGGGCUGAUGAAUAUUACUGUGGCUGCGGAGGCUACCUCCUCCCAGACCCCGUGUGGCAAUGAGUUGGUGACAGUGCCUGAGAGGGGCCGCAUUGACAUAGUCACACGCCCUCUGCUGGUCAAGGCUGAAGGAACAGAGAAAACAGAAAGCUUCAAUUGGCUGCUAUGUCCAAAGGGGGGCGCUCUAACGGAGGAGGCGGAGCUGGAACUGCCAGCAGACGUCAUAAAGGGAUCUGCACGAGCCUCCAUCUCUGUGCUGGGAGACAUCUUGGGUCGUGCCCUGAAGAACAUGGAGGGUCUCCUGAGGAUGCCGUAUGGCUGUGGAGAGCAGAACAUGGCCAUCCUCUCCCCAAACAUCUACAUCCUGCAGUAUCUGCACAACACUGGCCAGCUCACCACAGACAUCAGAGAGAGGGCCACCAACUUCCUCAAGAGUGGAUACCAGCGACAGCUUAACUACAGACACAGUGACGGGGCCUACAGCACAUUUGGCAAAGGAGACGGGAACACGUGGCUAACUGCGUUUGUGAUGAGAUCUUUUGGAAAAGCAAAGGCCUUCACCUACAUUGACCCAGAGGUUUUAAAAUCUGCUGAGACUUGGCUGAGAAAUAAACUCAUGCCGUCUGGCGUUUUCCAAAUGCAAGGAAAGCUCUUCAACAACCGGAUGAAGGGAGGAGUAAAUGAUGACAUCACCAUCACUGCUUACAUCACAGCAGCAAUGCUGGAACUGGACAUGGCCGUGCCCGUAAGAAAAAGCACCAUGAGUUUCCUCAAGGCGUCCGUUAGUGACCUGUCCAACAUGUACUCCACUGCCCUGCUGGCCUACACCUUCAGUCUGGCAGGAGAAGAAGAGAUCAGAGCUCAGCUGCUCAAACACCUGGACACUGUAGCAGCCUCUAGUGGCG
Engraulis encrasicolus (European anchovy) is the source of this 3186-nucleotide messenger RNA. Its product is annotated as alpha-2-macroglobulin-like. Gene Ontology annotation, molecular function: endopeptidase inhibitor activity. The transcript has 22 exons. Lineage: Eukaryota; Metazoa; Chordata; Actinopteri; Clupeiformes; Engraulidae. The annotation marks the transcript as partial. The record is from RefSeq and is a predicted model, not a curated record.